Molecule: messenger RNA, 1602 nt
Organism: Apis cerana (Asiatic honeybee)
Lineage: Eukaryota; Metazoa; Arthropoda; Insecta; Hymenoptera; Apidae
Product: c-Myc-binding protein
Biological process (GO): regulation of DNA-templated transcription
Cellular component (GO): nucleus
Molecular function (GO): transcription coactivator activity
Source: RefSeq, a predicted model, not a curated record
AUAUAGUGUGUGUAUAAUAUCUCUCAUUAUAUUUUAUUUUAGCUAAAUUUAUAUCAAUAAAUUUAAUAUAUUUUAUAAAUAAAAUAAAAUUUUACAUUAAUUAAGUGAUUAUAUUAAUUUUAUUUAUAAUUCUUCAUUCAUAUGAGAGAGGAUAUUAUUUUAACUAUUAAUUUUGUAAUUAUUUAAAUUUUAUGACACGAAAUUUUAGAAUGGCAUCAGAUAUAGGUCCAAACUGAAUACUUUUUUGAUUAUAGUGUUUCCGAUCGAAAUAAAUUGUGAUAUUCGAAGUUUAUUAUUGAAAGUACAUAAGUUUCGUAAAUUGUAUUUGUAAAACAAAGUGAAAAAAAAAGAGAAAGUAAUUUUUACUUUUACUACAUAUUGAAUUCAUUUCUCAAAAUGGUAAAUGAUAAUUUUUUUUAAUUAAAAAUUGUUUCGUACAUUCAUUGUUUUGAAAAUCGCAUAUAUCAUAUGGCAUUUGUUCUGAAUGAGCAUCAUAAAGGCUUGUAUCUGUUCCGUAUUGUGUGAUUUAUCAAACACGUGUUGUCGGAAAUUCUUUGAACUAUUUGCUAAAAUAAUACUUUCCAAGUAUUGUUGUAAUAAUUUGUGAUAAUAAAAAUGUCGAAUUUCAAGCCACCUGAUUCUAAAAGAGAAGAAUUUAGAAAAUAUCUGGAAAGAGCAGGAGUGAUGGAUGCUCUUACGAAAGUACUUGUGUCUUUAUAUGAAGAACCAGAAAAACCAGAUGAUGCUUUAGAAUAUAUUCGUCUAAAUCUAGGAGGCAUCACAGAAGUUGAUGUGGAAGUACAAACAUUAAAAAAGGAAUUAGAAGAAGCUAAAGCCAAAAUCAAUGAGUUAAAAACAAAGUUGGUAAAAUAUGAAGCAGAUGAAGGAACAGAUUAAUUCACGAAGAUUUAGUUAUAAUAGGAUACUAGUCCUUGCUGGACACUGACUUUUACAGAAAGUCAGACCGACUAUGUGCCUUAAAAAUAGAUAUAGCAAAUCACUUUCUGAUACAAUUUAAAACAUAAGAUAAAUUAAGUUUCAUGCAAAUUCCAUUAGUUAUAAGCCUAUUUCUUAUCAUGUUCACAAAAGUAUAGAUGAUACUUUUUAUAUUUGUUUUUUAACAAAAUUAUAUGUGUUUAUAACAUAAGAUCUAGUUUGUAAUUAAAAUAUACAAACAGGAUGAUAAAUUAGAAAGUAAAAAUCAAAUUAAAUUUUUUGUUUUGUGAUAUUUCUGAUAUUAAUAAAUAUAAUGUAUUAUUUUGUUUUUUAUAUAAGUUGUAUAUUUUUUUUUUUUUUUUGCAAAAAUAUCAAAAUAAGUCAAUUAAGUUUAAUAUAAUAAAUGUGGUAAUAAUCUUAUUAUAAAUACACAAAACAACAUGAAGUUAGAAUUCAAAUGUAUUUGUGACAAUAUACAUAAAUAUUGGUGUAUCUAGCUUAUAACCUAAAUGGUAUUCGAGUUCUUCAUUUCAUUGAUAAUUUCCAACAGUACUUUUUAUUCACAGGCUCUUUCCAUUUGACAGUGUAAUGUAAGUAACCUUUAAAAAAAAAAAAUAUUAAAAUAUUAUUAAAAUUAUAUAAUAAAUAAUGAUAUAUGUGAAUUCA